AUGGUCGGGAUAGCAAGAAUUCUGUCCCAGCCAACAGCCAAACCCUACCGCAGCAAAGAUGUAGAGCACAGCCUCGACCACCCCCCCACCAUCAACGACGACGGCCAUCUGACCUUUGACGAAAACGACGUCGAGAACCCCCUGAAUUGGGCCUUCACGAGGCGUGCCUACAUAACCAUCUGCGCCGUGCUCCUGCUCAUCAACGCCACCUUCGCCUCCGCCAGCCCGUCGGGCUGUCUCGAGAGCAUCGAGGAGUACUUUCAUGUCUCCGCCGAGGCCGCCGGCCUGACCAUCACCCUCUUCCUGCUGGGCUACUGCGCAGGGCCGCUCGUCUUCGCCCCGCUCAGCGAGUUCUACGGCCGCCGCCCCAUCUUCUACAUCACCUUCCUGCUCUACCUCGCCUUCAACUUCCUGUGCGCCUUUGCGCCCAACUUUGCCGCCCUGCUCGUGGGCCGCUUCCUGACGGGCACCUUCGCCUCCGCCCCGCUUAGCAAUGCCCCGGGUGUGCUGGCCGACCUCUGGCGCCCUAUGCACCGCGGUGUUGCCAUGGCCGGCUUCGCGAUGAUGGUAUGGGCCGGGCCUGCGCUGGGACCUGUCAUCUCUGGCUUCCUGCAGUUGACAAAAGGGGUCGAGGGUUGGCGGUGGAGUUUCUAUGUGCUGCUUUUCCUGGGCGGAUUCACGGCGAUUUUCCUAAUUACCAUCCCCGAGACUUAUGGGCCGGUGAUCUUGUACUACAAGGCCAAGAGGAUCAGGGCGGCGCGGGUGCCGGGCUUCGAGGACAUCAGGGCGCCCAUCGAGGUGACCAGCCGUUCGUUGCUGAGCAUUUACAAGGUUGCCCUGACGAGGCCUUGGAUUAUCCUGCUCGACACCAUAUCGCUGCUGUGUGCCAUUUACAUGUGUAUGAUAUACCUGCUGCUGUACAUGCUCUUUGCCAUCUACCCCAUCGUCUUCGAGGAACACCGCGGCUGGAACGCAGGCGUGGGCGAGCUACCUCUCCUGGGGCUCAUUGUCGGCGCGGCGCUGGGUGCGCUGAUUGUAUUUUUGGAUUCGCGCUACCAGAACAAGAAAGCCGGUUGGGGCAGAGAGCUCAGGCCCGAGGACCGGCUGCGCACCGCCAUGUUCGGCGGACCGGCGCUCGCCCUGGCCAUGUUCUGGUUCGCCUGGUCUGCCAACUUCAACUACGUUCACUGGAUCGUCCCGACCCUUGCGGGCGUCCUCUUGGCCGCGGCUAUGCUGACCAUUUCUGUGUCGUUCAUAAAUUACCUCGUCGAUACGUAUCUCCUUUAUGCCGCCAGCGCCAUUGCAGCAAACACGGUGGUGAGAUCCGCCGUCGGAGCCGUAGCACCCCUCUUCACGAACCAGAUGUUCUCCACCCUCGGCGUUGGGCCUGGCGGCUCGCUCAUCGGUGGCGUGGGCGCGCUGCUCGCCCUCAUUCCUUUUCUGUUUCAUCGGUACGGCGAGGGCAUCCGCGUCCGAAGCCGCUUCGCCCCUACCGCCCCCAAGAAGACAAAUGACCCUGCGGACAAGGCGGAGAAGGGCCGUGGUGACGGACGAGAGUGGCAACCAGACGGCGGUUUCCAGCGGGAGCGGCGACGAGAAGGCGAUUGA
Molecule: messenger RNA, 1608 nt
Organism: Cryphonectria parasitica EP155
Lineage: Eukaryota; Fungi; Ascomycota; Sordariomycetes; Diaporthales; Cryphonectriaceae
Exons: 4
Coding region: 1-1608 (535 amino acids)
Biological process (GO): transmembrane transport
Molecular function (GO): transmembrane transporter activity
Source: RefSeq, a predicted model, not a curated record